AUGGGUGCCCCGGGUGGAAAGAUAAACCGGCCGCGAACGGAGCUGAAGAAGAAGCUGUUCAAGCGACGACGUGUGUUGAACCGGGAGCGGCGACUGAAGCAUCGGGUGGUCGGAGCUGUGAUAGACGAAGGACUGAUUACGCGGCACCACCUCAAGAAGCGGGCGUCCAGUGCACGUGCCAACAUUACUCUGUCUGGGAAGAAGCGCAGAAAACUCCUCCAGCAGAUCCGACUUGCCCAGAAAGAGAAAGCAGCCAUGGAAGUGGAAGCCCCUCCCAAGCCAACCAGGACUAGUGACCCACAGCCCAAAUCAAAAAAGAAGACAACCCCCCCCCAGGAUGUAGAUAUGGAGGACCUUGAAGAUAAGAGCUAA
Molecule: messenger RNA, 372 nt
Organism: Rangifer tarandus platyrhynchus (Svalbard reindeer)
Lineage: Eukaryota; Metazoa; Chordata; Mammalia; Artiodactyla; Cervidae
Source: the annotation of a GenBank genome assembly